GUCAAAUGACAGAAAUGAUCUGCUUUAGUACGAAGUGCAAGUGGAGUGUAGUUGCAGUAACUUGUGUGGUGGGAUUAUAAAAUUGGAUUUGUGCUAAAUCAAUUUCGCGUCGUGCAUUCUUACUUGCAAUGGAUUACUCUCUACGAGAAGACGGUGACGAAUUUACAAAGCCUUUGAUACAACGUGCUAACGGUGAGAAAGUUGAAAAAGCGCCCAUCUGCGGCUCGUCGCGGUAUGGCCUGGCCCUGCUGGCCAGCUACGGCUUCUUUGUGGCGUACACCUUGAGGGUCAACCUGAGCGUGGCCAUGGUGGACAUGGUGCGCUCCAACAGGAGCGCCCCGGGCGGGGCCUCCCUCUGCCCCAGACAGAACCCGGAGCUGUUCCAGCGUAAACACAAGGCCAGCGUGUACGACUGGGACUCGGAGACGCAGGGCUGGGUGCUGGGCUCCUUCUUCUACGGGUACAUCCUGAUGCAGAUCCCGGGCGGGUACCUGGCGCGCAAGCACGGGGCCAAGUGGCUGCUGGGACUGGGCAUCGUGGCCACGGCGGUCUUCACCCUGCUCACCCCGCUGGCCGCAGACAUGGGCCCCGGCUACCUGAUCGCCGUCAGGGCGCUGGAGGGAGUCGGAGAGGGUGUGACAUUUCCUGCCAUGCACAGUAUGUGGGCUUCCUGGGCCCCACCCCUGGAGAGGAGCCGGCUUCUCACCAUAUCCUAUGCAGGAGCUCAACUGGGCACUGUUGUGGCCCUGCCCUUGUCCGGAUAUAUCUGCUAUUACUUGAACUGGACCUACGUCUUCUAUGUGUUCGGACUGGUCGGCGUGCUGUGGUUUAUCUUGUGGACUGCCCUGGUGAGCAACACUCCAGACACACACAAGAGAAUAUCAGAGGCGGAGAGACUAUACAUCACAAGGUCACUAAAGGAAGAGCUUUCCCCUUCUGUGGACUCUAUCCCCUGGUCCUCCAUAUUCUGUUCCCUGCCUCUGUGGGCCAUCAUAGUGGCUCAUUUCUCCUACAACUGGACCUUCUACACGCUGCUGACUCUGCUGCCGACCUACAUGAACAAUGUCCUGGGCUUCGGCAUUCAGCAGAAUGGACUGCUCUCGGCCCUGCCCUACCUGGGAUGUUGGGUCCUGGCUCUGUUCGGUGGACAGCUGGCUGACUACCUCAGAGAGACCUGCCUCUUCCCCACUGUGGCUGUGCGCAAGGCUUUUAGCAUCAUAGGGAUGGUGGGCCCUGCAGUGUUCCUGGUGGCGGCCGGGCACACGGGCUGUGACUACACCUCGGCUGUGGGCUUCCUCACCCUCUCCUCCGCCCUGGGGGGCUUCUCUGCCGCCGGGUUCAACAUCAACCACCUGGACAUCGCUCCCUCGUACGCAGGAAUCCUGCUGGGGAUAACUAACACAUUUGCUACGAUACCUGGGAUGGUGGGACCAGUCAUUGCCAGAGCUUUGACACCACAUAAUACCAUAGAGGAAUGGCGGACAGUGUUCUACAUCUCCGCCGCCAUAAAUGUCUUCGGUGCCACUUUCUACACCUUGUUUGGGAGUGGGGUGCUCCAACCCUGGGCUGCUAGCAAGCUCUCCUCUCACAGGAGCUGAAACCGCAGGAUUUGACCACUUUGUCAGUUGUCAGUAGUCAGCUGUCUCCAGUCUUGUAGUCAGUUGUCGAAAUCACACAACGAUUGGUCUGUUCUCUCUGUUAGCUAAUGGCAAGUUAGCCCACAGUGCUUUAUUUACAGUUCUUUACUGUAACAGCUAGUGAGGGAGUCGGCCAAAAUCAACCUGGUCUGGUCAAUUCAAGGGACAAACUACACCAGCAUCAGCUCCAACUGACUCUAAUCAUUGGCUGAGACUAGAAUCUCAAAUCAAAAUCCAAGUAGUAACUGACUAUAAUGUAACACUACGUUAUAGCGGCAGUAUGGCUUUGCAGCAGUGUAUUUCUUACGUAUGUCACCAAAUGAAGUGUGACAGAGCCAAUUAUGCUACUUUGCACAAAACUUUUAUUUUUGAUUUUCUUUUUUCAGUGCUUGUUUUCACAAGAGCAGGGACAAUCUGAAAAAGUACAAAUCAAUUUUUGUAUCAUUGCCUUAAUUUGUGCAAUCUCUGUUUAGCUUUGUUUUGUGUACGUAUAUCAGGGAUUAGAAACGGCUCACAGAAUGGAAACAACAAGCAAAACAAAUACAAUUUCUUUUAUGGAACAAAAAUGAAAACAAAGUCACUUUCAAGUGUUCUGGAGAGAGUAUUUGCAGAGUAUGUAAACCGGUUAAUAACCUUAUGUUAUGUUUUUUUUUCUCCAUGCAAAUCUCAGUCCAGUCCAGUAAAUGCCAUAACCUUACGCACUGUACGUGGAAUCUUCCUCUUAGGGGGGAAUCGGUUUGGUCAGUAAGGGCCUGGUAUGCCAUGGAAGACCUCUUCAGCUCAUGAGUGACCAAAUCUCACCAUAAUGUAGAAAAACCCCAAACGUCUGUCCCAACAGAUCAGAAACACUCUCCAGGAAGCAGACGUGGAUGUGUCAGCAACUACUGUCUGGAAGACUUCAGAAACAGAACUACAGAGGCUGCACUGGAACAUGCAGACCACUAGUUCACUGCACAGACCGUAUGGCCAUGUAGCUUUCAGUUUGCUCGGAGCUCCCUAACAUAGCCUGCAGAGUUCUGGAACAAGGUCUUGUGGACCGACAUGAGACCAAGAUUGUAUAGCUGCAAUUGUGCCUUUAUUCUAUUUUUUUUAUGUGAGCUUAACACUGGAACAGAAAUAUUAUUAUGCUGGUUUAUCUUUUUUUUUUUUUUUCAGAACGAAACAAAAUGAAAAAUAAUUGUAAUCCCUGAUAUGAAUGAACUAUGAUUGAAUUUACUGUCAUUAUAUAGGGAUAAAAUAGAAGGGAAAUUAAAGGGAAUAUAAAGGGAAAAAACUGAAAACUGUAAACAUGAAAGUUAAAUUCCAGAUUUACGUUUCACAAUGUUUUGGUUCUUUUCAAAUAAGUGCUUCAGCCAGAUUAAAAUGUCCCUAAUAUUUUAUGGGCUCCUGCUAUAACUGAAGUUUACUCAAAUAUUCUGGAUAAUUCUGGGAUAUUUGGACAGAUUGAUAAUCUGUCACUCUGUAACAUCUUGAUGAAUUCAUUGCCAUAAUCAAGACAAUUGUACUUACAAAAACCUCAUUGACACAGGCUGCAUCUGUUCUAUAUAUCUCCUUAAGAUUGAAAAUGGAUGUUCUGUUUCCAAAGGUGAAUUCUACAAUUCACUCAAUAACAGUUCACUCAAUAAUAAGCAAUGACAGAGAAGUAAAAAUGUGUCACAUAAUGUAUGUUUCUGCACACCUUUAAUAGAACAAUUGUACCCUUCAUGCAGACCGCCAAAAUAACAUGCUCGUAAUGUAUAAAAUGUAGUUUUUACAGUAGCUCAAGCUGUAUCUAGUUUGUGGGAUUCAGAAAACAUAAUCAUAAAAGGGGAAAGGUAGAAAACAUGCGUAGUAUGAGAUGUAGUUAAAUUGCAAUUGAUUCCUUCCAUGUCUGCAAGAAACGCACUCAAUCCUGGUCAGUACUUCAGAUUCCAUUAAGACAUUAUUCUUAAAGAUGUUUAGACAUCAGCAUAUGACAUAAUGAAAAAACACUAGGUUUGUCUGCUUGACCUUGUCGAAGCUGGAUGUUACACUGUACGGAACGGUGCUGUCUAUUUUAAAUUUUUAUGUUCUGCAAUAAAUAUGCUCGUGAAAAUAAUGAUUUUUUUUCCCUUUUUCUAGUAUAGUUUUCUAAUUAUUAUGUAUGCAUAAUUAAAUUGUCAUAUUGUAUGAUAUGCAGACAUCCUUGUGGCUUUAAUUGUGUGAUAUUGUUCUGUUUUUCCUGACACUAGACCAUUAAAUAUUCCCCACAGAACCAUGGCAGAGAUAGUGUGCUAUUUGCCCAGUAUUCGGUUUCAGUGCUUAAUGUUUUACUCCAAGAAACAAGUAUCCUGGAAGGUUAUUAUUUUAUUUGUAUUUUUUUAUCACAUUGCCCCUCACUAAAUCAUAAGAUGAAAUACUUCAGUUGCAGUUUAGCUAACCUGCAAGUACAAUAUUGGAGAUAAGCCUGUAUACCUAUGUAUUUUCACUGAAGCACAUAUUCAUCAAAUUGUCUGUGUAAAAUUGUGUUUUACUUAUUUCUUAAAAUGUAUGAAAUGUACCUAAUUUCCCAACCACAAAAAUAAAGAAUACAGUAUUUUACUAUC
Molecule: messenger RNA, 4201 nt
Organism: Conger conger (European conger)
Lineage: Eukaryota; Metazoa; Chordata; Actinopteri; Anguilliformes; Congridae
Product: sialin-like
Exons: 11
Coding region: 129-1598 (489 amino acids)
Biological process (GO): transmembrane transport; monoatomic anion transport
Molecular function (GO): transmembrane transporter activity
Source: RefSeq, a predicted model, not a curated record